AGCUAGAUAAAUGCGAAGGAGUCACGUGUGAACUUGUAGGAACAAAUUGUCGUGAGGAAACAUGAUGCUACAAUGUUCGCUCAUCGCUCUUGUGGAGGUAUCUCUAACUUGUCGUUACUUAGCAUUGACUAACAAAAUGCUACAUGGGUAUAUGAAAACUGCUUCUCCAGCAACCCUCUUGGCCAAAUACCGAAAUAUAAAUAAAAAAAGAGGGGGCGUAUCACCAGUGCUUCAGCAACAAAGUGACCCCAAGGCCGCACCUCUCCAGAAAUAGCCUCACUUCCCAGCUGUGCAGGCAUCGCAGGUAGUUAUCCAAACAUUCUGCCCUACCCUCUAAGGGGUAGCAAUAUAAAUGUA
Molecule: messenger RNA, 357 nt
Organism: Xylaria bambusicola
Lineage: Eukaryota; Fungi; Ascomycota; Sordariomycetes; Xylariales; Xylariaceae
Exons: 1
Coding region: 62-274 (70 amino acids)
Source: RefSeq, a predicted model, not a curated record